CUGUUUAUAUUAUGGCAAUGGCAGAUACCAAGGAUGAAAUCCAUUCUCCUGACACUUCAGACGACCAGUUAAAGUUUAGAGACCCUCUCAUAAGUGGACUGGAUGCCAGUGAUGGCGAAAUGGAAAGCUUGAGUCUUGAUGCAUCAGCAAGGUCAGAACCCAGUGUCUCUAGAAGUUCUAGUCUGAUGGCAAAUCUUAGUCGCUAUGAUGAUUGUUUGGAUGAUGAAACAAGAGAUCUAUUUGUGGUUGUGGAUGACCCAGAAAAACAUACAAGCACUCUGGAGGCAUAUGUAACAUUCAGAAUAACCUCAAAAACAACAAGAAGUGAGUUUGAUGACAGCCAGUACCAAGUUCGCAGAAGAUAUAAUGACUUCCUCUGGCUUAGACAAAAACUAGAAGAAAGCUAUCCCACACAUCUAGUACCUCCCUUGCCAGAGAAGCACAGUUUACGCAGACUUGACCGAUUUAGUCCCGAGUUCCUGAAAGUCAGACAACAAGCGUUACAAAAGUUCCUGACACGUUUGGCAGAUCACCCGGUUCUUUCCUUUGAUAAAAAUUUUCAAGUUUUUCUGACAGCAAAAGCCUGGGAGUUUCAAGCUCAUAAGAAGCAUGGGACUGGAAUUCUGAGCAGGAUGUCGGACUCCAUUCACAACAUUAGUGCAUCUUACAUGAUGAAGAACCGAAGUCCAGAAUUCACCCUGAUUUAUGAAUAUGUACAGACCUUUGCUGAGAAGCUCGGUGUUAUUGAUCGCAUAUCACAGAGGAUUGUUAAAGAACAAACAGAUUAUGUACUAGAGAUGUGUGAGUGGGGUCCUAUCUAUACACUGUGGUCAAACUCUGAGGACCAGUUGACCUCCCCCCUUUUAGCCAUGUCUAGAGCUGUUGAUGUGUGUGCCCAGGCUCUGAAAGAAACUAUUGAAUCAACAGAGGACAAUUUCUCACAGCCUUUGAAGGAGUAUAUACUCUACACAGAUGCUAUAAAAGCAGUUUUAAGAAGAAGGGAUGCAAUACAAAUGGAAUAUGAGACAACAGUAGAUGAGCUGAACAGAAAAAAAGAUGAACGAGAACAGGUGAAGAUUUCUGAUCAGACCUACUCUAUUGGGGCCUUCCUUGGCAAAGAUCCAGAGGAUGUCAAGCAACAGAAACAAGAUAAACUGGAACAGCAGAUAGAGGAGCUUACCAAGAAGAUGGAGGUGCUGAACGACCGGACGGUUUGUGCGGACACUGACCUGAGGGUGGACAUGGAGCGAUGGCACAAAAAUAAACAAAAAGAUCUCAAAGAGCUCUUCAUAGAGUCUGCAGAUAGACAGAUUCUAUACUACGAAAAGUGUCUGAAGGCUUGGGAGGAUGCAGUAAGAGCCAUUCAAGCCAAGGACGUUUUACAAGAUGUUCCAGAAUCACAGGUGACAGAAACAUCACCCAAUAACACAUCAUCAGAGGAUCGCGGGGACACAAUGGAGGAAUCCAGCACCACCAGCGAGCCUCACGAGGGGGGAACUAACAGUGAACCCUCUGUAUAACGGGAGGAACCAACCUUUACAAACUGUUCUCACUCAUGUCUUAAUGCUGAAAAUAGUCGAGUCAGGUCAAGACAGAUUUUUAUGAUCUAGUCAUAUUUUCUUGAUUUUUAUGAUUAUUAUGUGAGAAAAAUGAUCAUACCUGAAUAAAAACGUACUCUCCUGGAAUUGUUUUCUGGUAGGAAUCGUGUAAUUUACAUCUUGUAGCAGUAUCUCAUGUUUUGUCAGAUGUAGAGAAAAUAUGCAUAUAACAAUUUUAAAUGACACAUGUACAUGUAUUUGAAUGAUAUUUGUUGAGCACAUGUUGUAUAUCAAAUUUUUUAAUCUAUAAGCAACUUAGUCUCUAAAAUCUAAACUGUGAUGUUAUGUAUAUACAUGUUUUAUAACUACGACUAUAUAUGGUAGAAGAGGGACCCAGAUUGAUCUUAAGUUAGCUCCCUUUAUCAGUAUUGCAUUUAUUCAUGUGUCUUUUUGAACCCUGUGUAAUUCGUUACUGAUAUUUUGUUUUGGAGCAUUUCUGUUUUUACAUUUUAUGAGAAAAAAGGGUUUCACCUUGUUACAAACAUUCCAUAUACCCUAAGUUCAUCUUACUGCUUGUAUAAUAAAGGUGAAUCAAUCUACAUUUAUAAUUUAUCCAUUUUUUGUGAUAUUUUUAGUUAGUGUUUCACUUUGAAGGAGGAAAACAAUGACAAAUUGUUUAAGAUAAUGCCGGUAAUGUAGCUCACCCUCCAUUGAAAAUUUUGAUUUUCAAAACAAUACUCAUUUAUUUAAUACGGUACACAUGUAUUCAUAUUUUCUUCUUUUCGGGAGGAUUUAACUGAGGAUGGAGAAAUCAUGUCUGGGUUUUUUUCUGUGAGCAUGGUAGCAUUUUCUGUUUCUUGAAAGCAGGGUAACUUUGAACUGUAUGUGUUAAAAACUUAAAUAAACUUGGAAGGGGGUUGUUAUGAAGAACAGAUACAUGUAGUUUACUUUAUUUAUCACUGAAAUAUAAAAAUACUCCUUUACUGGAAAUAGAAUAAAACAUGUAAACCUUGCAUUAUACUGUAUAAGUUAUCCAUUCAUGAUAUUUUUAUAUCUUUAAUAUAUAUAAGCUUGUUUAAGGCUAUAACAGUAAAAGCUGUUUUUUUGUUGUUUUUUUUCUACAUGAGGUCCAUGUGAAUCCCAAGAUAAAACAAAGAAAGGUUGUUUUGUUUUAAUUUUUGUUGAUAAUUUAUUGUGUGUGAUAUUAUUUUUGUGACUGCCAUUUGUCCAUGCUAUCUCUCUCUCUCUCCCCCUCUUUCUCUCUCUCUCUCUGUUAUUUUUGUCUGCUGACUUGUCUUGACUGAUCAUUGUUUUAGAUUUCAUGCUUUGCUAAAAACAAUGUACUGUAACUUUAAUACUUAAUGUCAUAUUUUAUUGCAACUAAAACAGAUUUGGAUUGAAGGUAUCAAUUUUCAAAUUUGCACUGUAUGAAAUGUGAAAACUAAGCAGGAUAUAAAAAUUAAUGUCACACACACAAACAGUAAAUAUGGGUUUGUUAUUUCUAAUCUAGAAAAUGUUUUUACUUUUUUGGACCAAAAUUGUUCAAUUUAACUUGGGUCAUCUUGGGGCAGAUUCAAGACCUACAGAAUCUUAAUUCAGAUUUUGAAAAUCUAACCUCUGUGUAGCAUAACGUACAGAAUUGGAAUCCUGAUUAGCUUUUUUUUUGUAUGCACACAUGUUUUUCACUAUUCCUAAAGUUUAUCGAAUAAAAUUAUGGAAAUACUUAAUAUAUUGGUGUACAAAAACAUUGUACAGUGUAUUUCAUUUUUAAUGGUCAUUAACAAAAAAAUGGUUGUUAGUUUGUGAAUUUUACAGUUGAUGUAGUUUUAAAAAAGAGGUUAACUAGAGUUGAUAACAGUAUAUAGAAGAAACUUAUGAAAUCUACUUGCCAUACAAAAUGAAUAUUAAUUUGCUAAGAUGCAGAAAUCUUUCAAGAAAAUGCAGAAUACCAGCGAUUUCAAUUGACACAUCACUUGUUUAAAUUUCAGGUGGCAUUACUAAUUUCUUCAUUGAUCUCUUUUUGUUAAUGUACCAGGUAGACAGUUGGGACUGUGAACAGGAUUAGAAUAAUAAGAUUAUACAUGUAACAUUAUAAUAUCAAAUGUUUACUGUGCUCUAUCUGUGCAAUAUUGUAGUUCUUUAAUCAAAGAUGUUGUUUUUGAUUAAUAAAGUGUUAAACACUUUUGUUUAUA
Molecule: messenger RNA, 3730 nt
Organism: Saccostrea cuccullata (small rock oyster)
Lineage: Eukaryota; Metazoa; Mollusca; Bivalvia; Ostreida; Ostreidae
Product: sorting nexin-30-like
Exons: 11
Coding region: 12-1520 (502 amino acids)
Biological process (GO): endocytic recycling; piecemeal microautophagy of the nucleus; reticulophagy
Cellular component (GO): early endosome; phagophore assembly site
Molecular function (GO): phosphatidylinositol binding
Source: RefSeq, a predicted model, not a curated record